GAAAUCCGGCUUUUAUUCGAAAACUAUUCCACGUAUUGUUUUGCGGUUUGGCUACGAAAAGCAUUUAAGGAACAGCUUACAGACCUAUAAUAGUGAGACGUUCUAUUUUCCCUUACUAAUAGGUAAGUUUUGACUGUGAAAAUGGCUAAAACGGCACUUUUUGCGGCGAGAUUUAGGUAAGAAGAUUCAUUUUCCCGGGCUUCGGAAAAUUAUAGACCCGUAGAAUGCACCUUUGUCUUGCGUCGCGUGAUAAAAAAAUAUAGUUUCGUAGAUGAAAAUCGAUGGUUCUACGAUGCAGUUCUAAAGCACUGCAUGCCAGUAAGACACUCCAGUGAAGUGGCGCCACCACGCGCUCCGCUCGGCCGCUAUCAGUCCGGGAGGGGAAGUAGCCUUGAGCGGCGGGAAGGUGGGUAUGCGGGGGGAAAAGAUCCGGCUGGUAGGGGGAGUGCCCAGCUGCUGCGUGUCGCUAACCUGAGUCUAGGGCAGUAGCUGUCUUUGACAGACGCACAGUGCGAGGUGCGAGAUAAUAGUUCGUACAUCCAUCAUCCUGCGUGCGUGCUCUGAUACUUGUGAAUGUGUGUGGGUGAAUUGACUCGCGUCAAGUGCCAGUAGAACGUUUAGCCUUUAUACCCAUUUAGAAAGGUUUGAUUUACAAAGGUAUGGAAUCUGCGAGAAAGCAAGUUUUGAAUGAAGACAAAAGAAGAGGUAAAAAACGUCACUUGCGUCUGAAUGCAGUUCGAAAGAAAAGGAAAUGGAACAAAGGGAAAGUUUUACGUUUAGUUGACGGCAGGCUGCGUUACGUGAAAAACCAUGAAACAAGGUUUUCCAACUAUACUUCACAUGAGUCUUUCAGUACAUCCAAACACGCGGGGAAUAUAGAAAAUGCUGUUGAAAGGAAAACCCAGACAGACAGUGAGACUUGCUACAUAACGUUGUCUCCAGCAAGGUGUUCCACCUCUCCCGGCGAUACUGCUUCACAUGAUCAAGUAGACAUCGAUGGAGCAGGUUGUUCGUUUUGGACAAACGAAAUAUUGGCGACACCGCAGAAAGUCACAACUACUGAUUAUCCUACAGAAGAAUAUGAUGUUACUGGAAUAUUUUCAGACACGGAACAAGAGUCAAAAUCGGUCACAAGUGACUACGCUCAGCUUCUUGAAGGCGUGGAGAAACUUUCGUCACCAGCAUCUUCACCCGAACAAACCUCUCCUAAAAAAACUUUCAGCUCUGAAUCAUCAACCUUUCCGAUACAAGGCCGUCGACUGUUUGAUGUUGACUUUCUAUUCAAAGAAAUGUCGCGCAUCAGCCAACAUAACAAAGUGUUUCAGUGUUCGUUUGAAAAUAUGCGAUUAAUAAAAGAACAUAAAAAUGGAAUGAUAAGUAAAUUUGAUUUCAAGUGUAAUAUGUGUGGUACUGUUGAAUCUAUUUUCUCGGAGGACCCCCAAACAAAUAAAGUCAACUGUAACAUGGCAUGGGUGAACAGUAUGUUGUUAACGGGCCAAAGUUUUACACAGUUACAAGACAUAACUUCAACUUUGGAAAUGCCUUGCAUGGCCAAGGAGACUUUCAACAAAUGUCAAAAAUCCCUAUCUUCUGUUAUACACGAUGUCGCAUGUCAAAGUAUGGAAGCCGCUGGCAAAGAAGAAGCAAGAUUGGCAGUAGAAAAUGGCAGUGUGGAUGUCGACGGAGUUCCUCUCAUAGCAGUUGUCACUGAUGGAGCUUGGUGUAAACGAUCGUAUGGAAACAAAUAUGAUGCUCUUUCUGGGGUGGUAAGUUUGUGUAUUACGUAAUCUUAUUGCGUGUUGAAUAAUAAUUUGUAGGCAAUCUGUGUUAUAUCAGUAAUUAUGUAUUAUUAGUAACUAAAAUAAGUUCAUGACAGUGUGAACAACACGUAAUAGUUAUUUUGUUAAUAUUUCCUUCUUUUGUAGAUAAAUGCGACAAUUUAAAUUCUUUAUAAGUGCAAACAUUGUAUAGUUAUUUUGUGAUAGACCUGUUUGCUAGUAUGAAAGUCUUUUAGGCCUACCGGCAUAGAGCCAUAUACUUAGAGCCUAUUGGCAUAAUGCCAGACAUUCGAAAUAAUGUAAUUAUCCUGAUUAUACAAUGUUCGUUACCUUACAUUAAGUUUUACAGCGAACAGAUUAAAUAUGCUUGUUUUUUUUUCUUAUAGGCUUGCAUAGUAGGAAAAGAAACAAAAAAAGUUAUCUUCGCAAGCACUAGGAAUCGAUACUGCUGCAUAUGUUCACGAGCAAACAGUAAAAAUGAGACGCCAAAGGACCACGUCUGUUUCAAAAAUUGGAACAAGUCUUCAAAUGCCAUGGAAUCUGACAUCAUAGUGGAAGGUUUCAAAUGCAGUGUUUCCAUGCAUAACCUGAAAUAUCAUCAGCUGAUUGGUGAGUCACAAGGUGAUCAGUUAAUUUCAGAUGUUAUUAAUUAUUAUGUAUUUGUGUCGAUAGUAUAUUUUCGAAAUAAUUUCAAUGCCGUGUGGUAUUUAAUGUUUUUAUUUCCGACGUCGCACGUUUCAUAUGUUUUCAUACAAUGCUGCAUAUUGUAACGAACUGAAAUGUAGCGCUUUUGUAACAGCUACUUCCUAAAUAUACAGAAAGGUAUUAGCUCUACAAUGUUUAUAAAUGUAACCUCGCGAAGAGUAGGUAUUAAAUAUUGUGAACUAUAUGAAAAUAGUUAGCCUCAGAGCAGUAACCGAGCGCUCUGAUAUGUCUACAAGUAGAACGUGCAUAUGUGGCCAUUUCGAGUUAAAAAUGAUUUGGUAGUUUUCUGUAGGUAUUUUUCAGUGAGCCAUUGUAUGUAAGUAGUUGUGUUAAUUAAAGAAAUGUUGUCUUGCACUUGUAUUUCAUACCCCAGAAAUAGCAUAGCCAUACAAUUCAGAGCCUACCACUAUGUUAAUAUAUGUACUUCUUUGAGGGCUUAACUGCAGAUUUAUGUCUUGGUAUGGUUCUUAGGAAUAUUUUUAAAGGGUAUGCAAGGUAUAAAGUUUUCCAUUUAGCCGAAAAAAGGACCCAAAAAUAUUGUAAAGUAUGCGGCCUUAGUUUUAAUAUUUGUGAGAAAUAGAGUAUUGAAGUCUUAUCUUGUUUAAGGCCAUGUUACAGCGUUUAACGGCCCUUCAAAAACAAUAAUUUUUAAUCAAUGUUUUGUCUAUACAGAAAAAUCACCCAGUUUUAACAAUACCACCUUAAACGUUUUAUUAAAGUAUUGUCAUACCAAUAAACAUAACAGUUUUUUUCCAAUAUUUCUAAAUAAGUUAACGCCAAUUUUUUGCCCGAAAAUGAGAUAAAGAAUGACAAAAUAAUGUAUGCGGCCGAAUUAUACGUGGUAGAUUUAAAUAGCUUCUAAGGAUUUGUUCACAGUUUCAUUUCACGGAGUCAUGAAUUUUCUCAAUUCAUUACAUUGGAAACUAACUGAUAAAUUUAACUCAUUAUUUUCGAAACGCUGCAACAUGGCCUUGUAUUUUUUUUCGUAUAUAAAUAAAUACCUAUACAUUCAUCACAUUAGUACGUAGCGUGUUGUAAACAUUUUCAGGAGAUGGCGAUAGCAGCAUUAUGACCCAGUUGGUGAAGGCUCAGCCAUAUGGUCCAAAUUUUACAAUCACCAAAAUUGAAUGUACUAACCACAUACUGCGAAAUUACCUUCGAAGGAUACGUUGUAUUGCUCAAAAGACGAAAAACGAAAUUGGUUCCGUUUCUCCUGUUCUACGAAAGGCUGUAUCUGACAAACAACUCCGCCUUCGAGCUGCAGUCACCGGAGCUGUGCAGCAUAGGCGUGCUCAAAAAGAGUUUCCAAUUCACAGAAAAAUUGAGGAGUUAAAACUUGACAUUUACAAUGGUCCAUUUCACGUAUUUGGUGACCACUCAGGAUGCGCAAUUAGAGGUUAUUUCUGUAGCGGAUUGAAAGAAAACGAGGAAAACCUUGUACCGCCUCUUCAAGAGGCAGGUAUAUGGUCAGAAAUAAUAGCAGCUCGAAACAUUGUUGCACAUCAUGCUGUAAGCCUUUUACAUAAUGUCAAUACUAAUACAGCAGAGUCUUUCAAUAAUGUGGUUUGCAAGCAUGUUUCAAGUAAACGAGUAAACUUUUGUUUGAGUGGUGGCUACCAAACAAGAAGCGAGCUCUCUGUAAUUUCUUUUAAUUCAGGUCCUCAAACACAGUCCUUUAUCCAUAAAGGUUUAACAAACAGUAGUCCUGGAAACAUCACUAAAGCUCACAUACAGCGCAAGGAACGUUCAUCAGAGAAAAGAAAGCUCAGGAGGCUGACAAACCCACAAACAUUUAAGCGCAGAAAGUUGUAUGUGACAGGUCCUGACAAGGAUUAUGGCUGUGUAGAACAACGCAUACCUGACAUGGAACCAGACGAAUAUGCAAGACAGACACAGGAAUUUCUCGCUAGUCUUUGUAAAACGGAUGAAGAACGAGAAAAUCUACAAAUCGCUACCAAAGGGCAAAAUGAUUCUGUUUUCUGGAAAUCAGAAAGAAUCAAGCGACUGACAGCAUCAAAUUUCGGUAGAAUCUGUAACAUGAAGAAAUCCACUAAGCGAGCAAAAUCCGUUGUCAAUAUAUUGUACAGUAGGUUUUCAGGGACGGAGGCCACAAGGUAUGGAUUGGAAAAUGAGCAUAGCGCCAUUCAGGAUUUUGAAGUGAACUUUGGUAAGAAGGUGGCUCGCUGUGGCUUAUUCGUCGAUAAGGAACACCCAUGGCUGGCAGCAACACCUGACGGUCUUGUUGGAGAUGAUGGUAUCCUUGAAGUAAAAUGUCCUGCCGUAGCUGCCAGAAUGUCUCCACAAGAAGCAGUGGAACAGAAAAAAGUAACAUUUUGUAACAUUGUGGAUGGUAAAAUGUUUCUGAAGAAAGGACAUGCUUACAUGUACCAAGUGCAGGGACAACUGCAUAUUACCAAUCGUAAGUACUGUUAUUUCGUCCUUUGGACACCACGUGGCUUACUAGUGCAACAAAUUGAAAGAGAGAACAGUUUCUGGAAAGAAAAAAUGAUCAACAAACUGACACAGUUUUACAUGACGUGCCUUCUACCGGAAAUAAUAGAUCCACGUUAUCCUAGGAAUAUGGAAAUCAGGGAACCUGAUAAUACACUGUAAACAAUUGAUGGACAAUAGCCUUAUAUGUAAGCCAAAAUUACCACAAACAGUACAGGUAAAUUCCCAUUUUUAAAGAAGGAUAUUAACAACAAAAAUGAUUUCAUAAAGAUUACAGUUAGGCCUAUAGAUUUUUGUUUUCUAGUCCAAUAAACAAUUGAAACAUAGAAAAUUGGCGUACUAGUUUGACGAAAGAUGUUUGAAAUGAUACAGUUAUACAGACAAGUGCCCAGUUGCCAGUUUCCGUGCCAACAGAAAAAAAACCUUAUGUUUGUGUAUGCUGUGAAAUACUUAAAUCAAUAUAAUGUAACAGUGUAAUUGGCAUGCAGUGUCUUAUAACUUUGCACUUAGAUUAUAUUAUUAUGGGCCGUAUCUCAUUGUGAAUCGUUUUAAAAGAUAUACGUAAAAUGUUUGUUUCACUCUACAUGUUAUAUUGUGCGCUGAUAGUUUACUACUAGUAUCGAGCAGCUGUUUAUUUUUAUUUUUGGUUUUGAUGUAUUAACAUUAGUUUCAUUAUUUGUAUUUGCACCGUAUUAUUUAUCAAGAGUGUUCGAAACGAAAUAAUUUGUUAUACUGAAUCUGAAAUAGUUGUAUGAAUAUAUUUAUUUUUGUAUGUUUAAAUAUGUAAGGUGGAAUAUUUUUUUGUGUAAACAAUUAGUAUGUAUGUUCAGAGCUAUUGUAUUGUAGCUAUUGUCUCAACAGUUUCAAAACAUUAAGCCAGUUUUUUACCAUUUACUUAAGCUGAUUCAUGGUGACAACUGUCUUAUUUUGUGGUACAAAUUACAUAGAUGUAUAACCUGUAGUAAGAAUGAACAUAACAAUUCUCAUAGAUAUAAAAUGUAAAUAAAAUAUGUAAAUGUGGUAUUGUUGAAUGAGCAUUAGGUGUUGUGUGAAUAAUAUAUUUUGUUAUGAAUGUUGUAAUUUACAAGAAAGAUAUUUAUAUACAUAUGUUGUAAAAUAUACACAUAUCCAUACACACUUUGCAGCAAGUGAUUUCAUUACAUACCCUUCCAUUUUAUUUUGGCAUUUUGUAUACACUGCCAAAGGAAAAGUUUAAUUACGAUUUACUACCAAUCUGUACAAAGUGCCUACAAGAGGUUUACAUUUGUGGAUACAUGUGCCUCUGUAGUACAUUAUUAUUGUAAUAGUGAACGAAUAUUAAAUUCACACAUCUGGUACUUUAAAUUUAAGUAGGAAUAUGAAGAAAACAUACAUUAUAGUAUUUGUUACAUUAAGAAGGAUCACAAACACACAUGGUAUUACCCAUAUUAAAAUAAGAAUAAUAUAUAAAUACAUUAAGAUUAGAAACAUUACAGAGUUUACAUUACUUAAGACCGACGACAAUAAAUAGGGAUGUAGUACGUUGAGUAACAUUGUCAUAUAUUACAUGACAAAUUAAUCCUUUAGUACACUCACUAGGUCAUUGAAUAAUCUAAGACAAUCAUAAGAAUAAACUCAGGCAAUAUAGAACGGCCUAUACGAGUACACAAACGAAUAAACAUUAGACUACUAGUUAACUUACAGUACAACAAAAACUAAACAUGUCUUAAUUUUUUAUAAAAUAUUUCAUAAGUUUAUUUAUGACCCGCAGUGAAAUUUACAGUUUUUUUGUCCUGAAAUAAAAUUGCAUUCGCUAUGUUCUUUCUAGACAUCGUUUUCCGCACUAUCUCUUAAAAAUUGUGAGCUGUAGCGCUAAGCAGCACACAGGCUGACGAACAUAUAAGAAUAAAUUUAGCCAAUCAGUGUACGCUAAUGCGUAGCAAGUUUAAUAGUUCAGUCGGUAAUAAUCUAAAUUAUUUGUUAUUAAAUGCAAUAGAAACAAAACGAUCUCAUUUGAUAGCAAAUGUAGAUAGUUGUUUUAAAGUACCACAAAUUUGAAACACCAUUUGUUAAUUCACAGCCAACCAUAUAAGGAGUGAGGCAAUCAUCGUUUACGUAACAUAUGAGAGGCUAAUAUUGAUAAUGGUGUAAGUCACUUAUAUUCCGAAGCACUAGUGUUACAUUAAAUAUGUUUCAUACGAAAGCCCCUCUAAAUUAUUUAAUAUUUAUUAACUUUCUCACAAUCAUUCAAGCACUUAGUUGGUUCUGUCUUUUAAAUAUCGUAACAAAUAAUUGUUUUGUUAAAAAUUGGUAAUGUGCCUUAUUCCACUAUCAUUCUAAGCCUUUCAUAUCAUUGCAUGCAGUUACGGCAUUCAUAAUAAAAGGCCACUUAUAUUUUCCGAGUUUGAAUAGGAAAAUAUAUCUUUAUUCGUUAACCAUUUUUACUAAAGCCUGUUCUACAGUGACACGGAACCGUAAGCAACGGAAACGCAUAACGGAAACUCAAACGCAAUCGCAAGAGUUGUGUUGCCAAUCUCAUGCCGAAGCGUUUCCGUGUCCGCUUGCGUCCACUGUUGCAAGUAUAUUAAAAUAUUCGUUUUUGUGAGUUCACUGUAGAACGGACCUAAUGAUUUAUAAGAACGGCUGAAAACAAUAGCGUCCGAAAUGAAAUAUGCUAGAUGUAUUUUACUGCAGAACAAUAAACGGCGAUUGUUUCAUCAGCUGCAAAAUAUUGCAUACAAACACAACUUUAAAAGCAACAGAGCAUUCGUUUAAUGGGUAAUAAUAAUUAUAUUAUAGUUUCUUCAUUCCAAAAGAAAGUAUCAUGGCAUAAAAAUAUCUUUCACGAUUCUCUGAAGUGUAAUCUGGCCUUAGUUCAGCGCGGAAAUCCUAAACAAUGACAUUCCGCCGCAUGCGCCAGCCAAGUGUCUCGAGGUGCCGGCUCGGUGCCGGGAAGCGGACACCGCGUUCACUAUCUGCCUCGCGCCCUUUCCCCUGCCCCCGCACUCUCCCACCCAGGUGUCUGCUCGGCGGUCGGGUGGGGGAAGACACCAUCCCGCCUUUCGAGGGGCGGAAAGCCACGGCGAGUAGUUCCAGCGUCUGCCGCGAUUCCUGCACGAAGAUGAGCCCGUCCAAGCGCGCGAAGUGAUUUUCCCACGGACAUA
Molecule: messenger RNA, 8077 nt
Organism: Bacillus rossius redtenbacheri
Lineage: Eukaryota; Metazoa; Arthropoda; Insecta; Phasmatodea; Bacillidae
Exons: 3
Coding region: 660-1787 (375 amino acids)
Source: RefSeq, a predicted model, not a curated record